Moneuplotes crassus is the source of this 577-nucleotide messenger RNA. NCBI's taxonomy places the organism in Eukaryota, Ciliophora, Spirotrichea, Euplotida, Euplotidae. The record is from the annotation of a GenBank genome assembly.
UUUUAAUACAUUUAUUUCCUAUACCAAAAUGUGGAGGAAGAAUUUUAAGAAGCAAUAUGCUGAAGAUGACUACUACGAAGAUGAAGACAGGGGUAUCCCUGACUCAGCAAGGUGUGUUACUAAGAAAGAAAUCCAAGAAGAAGCCAUGACUCCUUUCUUUGGAGAAGAGCUUUAUUGAAGAGGGAAAGUUGAAGGUGGGCAAGAGCAGGUGUCUAGACCGGAGAGACAGCAGGAGUUUGAAGAAUGUGAACAACAGGUUUCGAUAGAAAUAGAGGAAAUUUUAAAGAAAUAUGAAGGAUGUCAAGAGAAAAUUCCUAGUGAACAUGAAUUCAAUAUGGUAUGCUCUUAUCUUGGAAUUGAUGAUCCUGAAAGCUAUGAUGAAGUCUUGACUACCUAUUUAAGUCACAUCUUAUCAAAUGUCAAAAAGUUACACUCCAAGAUUGAUAAGCAGCUCAGAGAUUUAGAAGAGAAAAAGAUGACAAUUCUAAACGCAGUUGCUAAGUCAGAUGCUCAAAUAGACUUAAUAAUGAGCCAAAUUUGCUAGAUUCAUCCUAAAAAUCAGUUGUUGAAUAUCAAA